Messenger RNA from Electrophorus electricus (electric eel), 6063 nucleotides. It is a transcript of the gene col13a1, whose product is annotated as collagen, type XIII, alpha 1. Lineage: Eukaryota; Metazoa; Chordata; Actinopteri; Gymnotiformes; Gymnotidae. The record is from RefSeq and is a predicted model, not a curated record.
UGCACAUCGGACAGCAGCAGGACAGUUAGUGAGAAACUUGCUUACCACUCUGCACAAGAGAGUCCAAUCAGAUGGCAAGACUAGUUCACACUCCAGACAAGUAGAACUUUCUGUCUACUCGAACCUAUCGUCAGUGCACCUGAACAAGAAAGAUGCAUCUGUUCAGUUGGUUUUAAAAUUUGUUUUCCUGAUGUGAAAGAGAGUCAUUUAACGGCAUUGUUUGCUCAAAGCGACUCUUGGACUAUAGUUUUAAUCACGUUGUUUUAAACCCUUGUUUAUAUUCCUUCUGAUAAAUAGUCUGCAGGAAUUUUGUAGUUAAAUAAACCUGGAAAAAAUUAGCUCAGAUGCCUCUCACAAAAAUGGAAGAAGACAUGAAAUGGAAAGUUUCACCUCAGUCAAUCGAGGAGAGGACUUGCACCGAGCAUCCAUGCAAAAACCGCUUUUGGACAAAUAGGAUAGACCUCUCCGCCAUAUCAGUCUGUACUGCACUAUCUUUGAUAUCGUUUGGAAUUUGUAUUUUGGUAUACCUGAGAACUUCGGAGCUGCAGUCUAGGGUGCUUAAUUUGGAGAAGCAGAGAGUUCCUCAGCUUUCGGACUGGAUGUCCCUCGAGCAGGUGGAGCCCAUUCUCUUAAGCCGUUUGGGUCAGAUGUUGGAAGAGAAGUUAGACUCUCGUCUGUCGAAGACUCGUGAGAUUCGGGAUACCACCCACAACUGUCUAUGUCCACCAGGACCUCCUGGUCCUCCUGGACGAGCAGGCUUUCCGGGAGACAAAGGAUCAAUGGGCAUUCCUGGAAGAAUGGGCUUAAAGGGGAACACAGGGGAGAAGGGAGCACCUGGGGAGCCAGGUCUGUCUAUCAUUGGCCCACGAGGACCUCCUGGACAGCCUGGCACAAGAGGAUUUCCUGGCUUUCCGGGACCUAUCGGCUUGGAUGGCAAGCCCGGGCAAAAUGGUUUGAAGGGUGACACGGGCCCCCGUGGUUCCAAAGGACUUCCUGGUGAACCAGGCCCAAAAGGGGAAAAGGGAGUGUGUGGUGAUUAUACACAUCGGCAGAUGUUGCCCAUCACCGUGCGCAACAUGCCCUCAAUAAGCCCUCUAAUUCUAAAGCGCCUCAAGCAGGGCGAGCCUGGAGCACAGGGACCACCAGGCCCUCCUGGCCCCCCAGGGCCCCCUGGCAGCCCUGGACUUACUGGUGCUAGUGGUCCACCUGGAAAACCUGGAGAGCCUGGGAAGCCUGGAAAAGACCUGAGGAUGCUCUCAGGAAUGAAGGGUGAACCAGGUGCACAAGGACAAAAGGGUGAUCGUGGUGAGCCAGGCCCAAGUGGAUCUGAAGGUCCCAAGGGUGCCAAAGGGGAUCCAGGGCUGAAGGGUGAGCGGGGGAUGCCCGGAAUGCCUGGGAAGCAAGGAGUGAAGGGAGAGCUUGGUUUCCCAGGGGCUCCUGGACGAAAGGGUCAGGCUGGUAUUCCUGGUAUUCCCGGGAAACGGGGCUACAAGGGUGAAAAGGGGGAGUUUAGUUCUUCAGGAGUCUCCAUCAAAGGGGAACCAGGAACACCUGGACUUCCUGGACCUUCUGGACCCAAGGGUGAAAAAGGCAAUCAAGGCAUUAAGGGUGAGCCUGGACCCGAGGGCCCAUCAGGACCAAGAGGUCCUCCAGGCCCAACAGGAGAACCUGGAAAAACAUUAAUGAACAACAAUGAGAAUGAUAUUCGUAAUGUGCAUCUAAUGGGCCCACCUGGUUUACCUGGCCCUCCUGGGCUACCUGGGUUGCCUGGUACCAAGGGUGAAGUUGGACUUCCUGGUCCUCCUGGUCUUGAUGGGGAAAAGGGUCCCCGUGGGAAGACAGGAGAGCCAGGACCCAUCGGCCCUCCUGGGCCUGAGGGGCCACGAGGAGAGGGAGGAGUCAUUGGCUUUCCUGGUCCUAAAGGAGAUAAAGGAGACAUGGGUCCCUCAGGAUCACCUGGUUUAGAUGGCCCUACUGGUGAAAAGGGGGUUGCAGGGCUUCCAGGCCCCAUUGGAUUACCAGGCUCAAUGGGUCAGAAAGGUGAACUUGGGGAGAAGGGUGAAAAGGCAGAACUGAACUAUGGUCCGCCAGGACCUCCAGGGCCUGCAGGGCCCGUUGGGCCAAUGGGAUCUCCAGGAUUGCCAGGGCCAAAGGGAGAGCCAGGGGUGAGUCUGAGAGGGGAGAAGGGAACAUCUGGACAGAAAGGAGAGAAAGGAGACAGGGGCCAUCUGGGACUUCCUGGGGCUCAUGGUUUAGACGGCAAGCCUGGUCCAGUGGGGCUAAUAGGACCGGCUGGAAUACCUGGACCUGCAGGACCAAAAGGAGAACGGGGGGAGAAGGGAGAUAUGGGAGUACCAGGACCUACAGGUCCACAAGGCAUCCCUGGUUUAGUAGGACCACCAGGAUUAAAAGGAAAUCGGGGGGAGAGGGGCAAGAGAGGCAACAGGGGGGCCAAAGGGGAUAAGGGAGACCAAGGAGCCCCAGGAUUAGAUGCCCCCUGUCCAUUGGGUGACGAUGGUCUGCCUGUACCAGGGUGUUGGAAUAAAGGUCAGAAUCCUUUCCAGCUGGCUAAGAAGUAAUAUCAAGAGGCUCACCUGGUCCUGGUGAGUCUUGGUUCUAUGCUAUACAAGGAAACUUGAAGAGGUUUUAGAAGAUCUUUGAGUUCAGCUCUGUGGUAGCUGUUUCAUGAAUGUUCCAGAAGGCUAAAGCAAGCCCUGUCUAACUGGGAGGCUCCACAUGGUGGCACAGGUGAACAGACUUGACUUUGGCAGGUGUUGACUAUGGUAGGUCUACAAGUAGGCAAGCAGGACUACAGAUAGUACAGAUAGUAUGCCAUUUUUCUGGUGAGGACUUCAUGGGAAAAAUGGCUGUAACACAAACAAUCUGUUAUUUCUCUAGAUUUUAUACACAUUAAUUUCUUUUUAUUUCACUAUGUGAAAAAAACAUGAACGUUUUUAUAGCAUUUUAUUAUUUUUCCUAUUUUUCCUUCUUUUAUUUUUGACACCAGUAACUGUGAUCCAAGAAUUCAGUGCAGCUCCCUGAACGUCAUCUCAGUGUUCAUGUGUUUCCAGACUAAGAAAAAAACACAAAUCUUUUGAUGAUUCCUGAUUUCACUGCCUAUUGUCACUGCCUUUUGUUAAUCUGAGAGUGGCAGGGAGAAUGCAGAUUCACUGUGUAUGAUGUCACUUACAGAUAGACUCAUAUCACACUCAACUGUUUGUUAAUGUAUAUAAGAAAUGCAAACUCUUUCAUAGUAAACUCUUUCAUAAUAUAUUAAUAAACUUAAAUUAUCUACAUAUUUAAUAUCAAAUAUGAUAGACACUUUUUUUAACAAAGCUUUAACAUUAACAGUAUAUAGACUUCAUAAAUUGUUAUUGGUAUUUACAUUUGUAGAAUACAUAUUACUGUUUUGUAAAUUUUGCUGUUCAUGUGACCUAUCACGGCAUGAGAUAAUGUUCUAAACAUACGAUUUUUUUCUGUGCAGCUAAACUUUGUUGAUUGCUUUUUGAACAAUAUCUCCACUGUCUAUGAAAUAUAAGUUUUACUAUUAAUUCAGUUCAAAAAUACUAGUUCAGUCUACUGGCUGCAUGAAGUAGGUGCUUGUUAUUUUCAUUGUUAGUGAUCCUCUGAAACUGUUUUUGAAAGACGUUUUUGACAGUUUACUUUUUUAUGUGGAAGGCCAAAGUGGAGCCACAGGUCAAAUUGAGAGACUGAACAGCUGUGGGUGCAGCAAGCACAACAUCCUAUUUUUAGUUGUCCAGUAAAAGUCAAAACCACAGAUUCAUGUAAGGUGCACAUGUAGAUACAGUAUAACUUAUGGCAUUAUCACUUCAAUCAAAGUUUGAAAUUGGAAAUAUUCUUCACUUUUCAAAACAUCACUGUGACCUGAUUGAAAGUGUGAAAGCUGAUGAGGUGUUACAGCACUCCUGUUUGUGUUGAUAGAUUAAUGCACAGAAGCAUUCCUGAUGUCAUACUGUAUUUUGAUGGCUGUCUUCAGCCUGUUCAAGACUACAACCAGUGUACACAUUUAGCAUUUGUUAUAAAAUAAGUGAUCAUUUUAGACUUGCAUCUUCUAAAUACUUUGCUAAUUUAAUUGCAUGUUAUUUGUAACACAGAGUACAGUGUUUUUUUUCAUUUAAAACAACUCAGUUCAUAACCUACUAUAAUAACACCAGCAAAGCAAAGUUGUUGUUUUUUCUUGUAAUUUAACUUCAUGGUCAGAUAUUGUAGGAAACCAAUUAGUGACAUCAUCAGUAAUAUCAAAUAUAAUAUUUUGGAGCACUGUAUUAUAAACAGUGCGGUCAACACUCCAAUCAGUGCAGUCAGUAUUACAGUUAAUUACAAUUAAUUUUGUUACCUGCACUACAUGCUUAAAACAGUUUUACUGGUUGUUGCUGCUAUAUAUUUCUGCCCUAAAACUAAUCUUCAUGCAAGAUUAUUCAGUUUUAUGUGCAAAUGUUUAAUGUACUGGUUUUCUCAUUUGAUGCAACAACUCUUCCUGUAAAAUAUAAAAGAAGUAUCUUCCUGUAAAAUACAAUGCACAAUUUUCCUGUCCACCCCCCCCUCCAAUUUUUACCAUUUAAGAUGGUCAUAAUCCACUUAAGCACGUUAUGAAGUGAUCAUAUUAUUUUAUGCACGCCAGUGUAUUUCAAUAUUUUUUGACUGUUGAUUUUGCACAUUGAAUGGGGUGUGAUAUUUUGCUAUGUCUCAGAUCUGAUUGCAAUGUUUGUACUGUAUGUCAUUUUUAAAACAGAACAUUUCCCUAAUGACUCAACCUGUACAGUGUCUUGAUCUUGUCCUUUGUACAGUGUACUCUUUAGAAAAUGUGUACAGUAGGCUACCUAUCAGUGUAGUUUAACACUAAGCAUAUAUUAAAAACUAGAAAGGUCUGGUCAGUGAUAUUUUUAAAUAUUUUGUAGGUUCUUUGUAGUGUUUUAAUCACAGCUGUGUUGAACAUAUGAUAGGGUGAAUCCAGGUAACAGAAAACAUUGGAUGAGAAUUUGAGGUCUUUUGUGGGAGAGUAUAGAUCACUAUGUCUAAGAGUUUCCAAAAUGCUUUGUAGCAUAUGAUAUAGGGGAAAAAAAACAUUGCAUUAUAACAUGCAGUUGCAUUUUUUAUUUAUAUAGAAAAUGCCCAAUUAAAUUGCAUGUGUCUUCCUUCACAAAGCAAGCUGUCCUAAUUUAUGUAUAAAGAGAGCUUUGGCUCACACACUGUUUAAAGGGGCCGAUUUAUUUGUGUAUAUUUGUUUUCCUUUUUGUACAGUGUAUUGUAUUGUAUUUCUUUUGUGAAAAAAGUGCCACUUUUUAUCUGAAUUCACCCUCUGUGGCUGAAAUUGUAUGAGGGGUACACUCUUAAAGAGGUUUUCCGUUGCAACCGCUGCCAAGUCUUUUGUGGGCAACAUGAACUAGACUUGACAGUUGUAGACUUGGAUGCCAGUCAUUGUUCGAUUCAUUCUGAUUUAUUUGUAUCCAUAUUUCACAACACAUCAUUAUUCAUCAUUAUUCAAGACAUCAUAAGGGGUUUAUGGAAAGCAUGCAAGAUGCACAGAGGGAGGCAUUAAACUACAGUUUAUCAUACAUUUACUUUAAUAUCAAACUGACUAACUGAAACUAGCUGAAAAUGGAUACAAGGGCAUUUAUAUAUUACAAUAUAUUUUAAUAUUAUAUAAUGUCAGGAACAAUCACUUGCAUGUUGAUAUGUUUUUAAUGCACUAACCAGCUCACCUAAAAAUCUCACUAAUCUGUAUUUUGUUGGACAUGGAAAGCUUCCUGGUUUUAAUUUCAUUUUCUUUUGUAGUUCAAAAAUUGAGAUGUUAAGCUGUAUUAGUGCAUAUUCUUUUUUUUUUCUUUUUUUUUUUCCAUUGUGGGUUACCAAAACUCACCCAAACCCAAAAGUUAACUUGUCUGAUUUUAUGCUCAAAAUGUAAACUCUAAUGUAUUUUCAACAUUUAUAUAUUUUUGACAUGUAGCUAAUUUUCCCCAUUAAGUUAUUCAGUAAUUUACCCUGUUCUAUAAUACAAUGAUGACAAUGUCAUUCAAUAAAUAGUUAAGGAAAAAUUUGGAA